UGGAAGAUGGAUAACAUGAGAUGUUGUGCAAUGUCUAAGCUCGGAAGCACCAUGGCCACAGCUCUGCUCUCCCCUCCUCCCUCCUUUCCUCUGUGCUCACUUCUCUCUUCUUCUAGAUAUCACUGCCAGAUUUCUAGAAGUAAUGGUAAAAAUCAAUCUUCAAAGAAAGCCAACCUUGUUGUUUACUCUUCUCAAAUUCCCAAUUCUAGAAACAGCUUGCUGAGAAGGGAUUUGUUGCUGUUUGGCCUCUUCUCCCACCCGGCUGUCUUCUUCCCACCCUCCGAUUUGCUUGCUGAAGUUGAGUUGAAUGAAGAUGUGAAGAUGGGCUUACUUGUUGAUGACAUAAAUGCUUAUUCUUUCCAAUACCCUAUGGAGUUGCCUAAGAAGAAGUUCUCCUUCAAAUGGGUGGAAUCCAGAAAACCAGAACGAUAUUCAUCCGCUGCACCACUCUCACCUAAUGCUCGACAGCGAAUUGUAUCUGAGCGUGUUGACAUGAUCCAUAACCUUGUUAUUUCUGUAUCGGUUGGUCCUCCCAAUUCACGUCUUCUCACUUCAAAAGACAAAAACACUUGGAAUGCAAAAGAUGUUGCAGAUUCUGUUUUGUCUGACAAGUCUGCUCUGCCAGUUGCAACAAGCCAGCGUAUGGUUGAGAGUUCUGUUCUUGAUGCACAUUCAAGCAUAGUUGAUGGUGAGCCUUAUUGGUACUAUGAGUACAUUGUUCGAAAGUCACCCACCCCGACUGUGCAAGAAUCCAACCUUUACAGGCAUAAUCUGGCUGCGACAGCUGAGAGAGAUGGCUAUUUAUACUCUUUGAACGCUUCAACUUUAAGCAAGCAAUGGGAGUUUAUGGGACCCUACUUGGAGAAAACAGUGGCUUCCUUUCGCCUUGUUCCACCCACAGACAAUUAUGUUCCUCCAUAUAAGGAUCCUUGGAGAUUUUGGUGAUGAUUUUUUAUCGUUCGUUUUUUAGAAAUGACUUAAACUCUGACAAUUUUUUGUAAGUGAGCGUCACUCCAAUUUUUUAUCGUUUUAUCUUUUUUCAAUACUGAGCAGUGAGUGAUAUUAGUUAGAGCAAUCAGUUCUCUUUCUCCAUUCUGUAAGUCAAUAAACUUGUGUGGAUUGAUUGCCACCUUUGCUGUGUGUGCAUUUUUGAAAGUCGUGCUGAUGUGACCAGCCAGCCUACCUCCCUGCAGACAUGAGAGGCCGCUAGCUGUUUGUUGUAUUAUUGAUUUAUUGUUAUUGAAUUCUGUGGUUCCCUCC
Molecule: messenger RNA, 1260 nt
Organism: Dioscorea cayenensis subsp. rotundata (Guinea yam)
Lineage: Eukaryota; Viridiplantae; Streptophyta; Magnoliopsida; Dioscoreales; Dioscoreaceae
Product: psbP domain-containing protein 5, chloroplastic
Exons: 11
Coding region: 7-945 (312 amino acids)
Source: RefSeq, a predicted model, not a curated record